AUGAAACCCACAUUAGCAAGACCAAAGCAAAAUUUAGGAAACUCAUCAACUAGUCUGUCGUCAAAGAUAUGGUUAAAUGGUAAAGGUUGUCCCCCCGGAACAGUUCCAAUUAGAAGAAUUACGAAAGAAGAUCUUAUUAGACAAAGAAAUAUGCCGCCACCAGAAGAUGUCACAUUUGAUGACCAAUUGGUUGCGACUAACAACAAGAGUGAGCCUAAAGGAAUAUACAGAUCUUCACGAGGAUACAAGGUUGCAAUAGCCCAGGCUGGAAAUAAUAAACAAGCCAAGUUUGCGGGAGCUGGAAUGACAGCUAGCAUAUGGAAUCCUCAUGUUGAAGGUCUGCAACAUAGUGCAUGUCGAUUGAAAAUUCAGAAAGGACCAGAUAUUAUUCAAGUUGGUUGGAGAGUGGACCCAACACUCUAUGGAGAUACCCAAACUAGGCUCUUUGUACAUUUUCAAGCCGGUAAUGAGCAUUGUUUCAAUACAUUAUGUCCUGGUUUUGUUCAAGUAAAUCCUGCGAUACCUGUUGAUAUGACAUUCAAAGAUGUGUCAAGCCGUGGAGAUCCAUGGGAAGAUACAAUGUCUAUCAAUCGGGAUCGAGCCAGCGGAAACUGGUGGCUUUAUAUGGAAGAAGAUCAUUCACCAGUUGGUUAUUGGUCUCAAAGGAUUUUCACUGGCUUGGCUAGUUUUGCGAUGAAUGUACAAUGGGGAGGAGUGGUAUAUAGUCCACCAAGUGUACCUGAACCUCCGAUGGGGUCUAGCUACUUACCCGUUGGAGACACUAAUUUGGACGCUUAUUGUAGGGAGCUUACCGUUUUAAAUGAUAAAGCUGCAAUGGCAACCGGUGUUGAUGGAAUAGGUACUUCAACUGUACCUCCAGUGAAUAAUGCAAAUUCCAGUACUGCAUUUCAGUUUACAACUACUACUCUGAAUAUCAAUCACCCUCUGUAUCUCUCAACUGCAGACAUCUCAGGUACUUUACUUGUUUCAUUUCAGUUACAAGGAAGUGAAAAUUAUGUAGUGUGGAGUAAAGCAGUUAGGAUUGCAUUAUUAGGUCGAAAUAAGUUUGGAGUGGUUGAUGGAUCUUGGAAGAAAGAAAUCUUCUCUACAGAUUUAGCUAACCAAUGGGAAAGGGUUAAUGCAAUUGUAUUGUCAUGGCUGGUGAAUUCAGCGUCUAGUAAACCUUCUUGGAGGGGUAGUACAUGCCUCGAAGGCUUGUGA
Molecule: messenger RNA, 1221 nt
Organism: Capsicum annuum
Lineage: Eukaryota; Viridiplantae; Streptophyta; Magnoliopsida; Solanales; Solanaceae
Exons: 7
Coding region: 1-1221 (406 amino acids)
Source: RefSeq, a predicted model, not a curated record